AUGUGCUCAACGACUGUCAUGGUUGGUACAUCGACGUCAUAUCAGCUUAUCGAAUGUUUCUCCAUCGUUAUGGAGGAGGGCUUGGAAGAAUGUGAAAGGAUUUCUAACAGAGGAAUCGUUCGUAAAGCAUACAGAUCGGACGAUCUUAACGAGAACGACUGGCUGCUCAUCUAUAGAGAUCAAGGCGCAUCCCGCUCGUUUUUUCUUAUUUCUAUCGUAUUUCCUGCUUUAAUUGUUGGCAUUGGCGUCAUCGGGUACAAUACAUAUACUAAUGAUAGAAGGAAUUGGUUUCCCUUCGUGCAACGGCUUGUUCGCGAUGUAGAGGAGGUAGGCGUCUUCGCCAUUUUCCCUGGAAUUGCGAUGGUACUGGUGAUUAUCACAUUGAUCCGGAUGCACCAGUUACGAAUAAUGAGAAUCUAUCAGAAUAGAAAGAGCGCUGACGAAUACAUGGCUAUUGCUACGAAGAAUGUGUUCAACAAGCACCAGAUAAACUUCAACCGAGACUCCGCAGCUGCUUGUUAUUUCGCGGAAGAACAAAAAGACUUGUAUAGGCUUCUAGCUCACAUAUCUAUUGGUAAUAUGCAGAUAAACUUCAACCGAGACUCCGCAGCUGCUUGUUAUUUCGCGGAAGAACAAAAAGACUUGUAUAGGCUUCUAGCUCACAUAUUUAUUGGUAAUAUGCAGAUUGAAAAGCGGCGUUUUCUCAUUUCUGAUGACCAUUUUCGUGCCAAUAACUAUCGUACUUACAUGCUGAACGAGACAAGUAUACCGCCACGAUUAUAA
Ostertagia ostertagi is the source of this 783-nucleotide messenger RNA. NCBI's taxonomy places the organism in Eukaryota, Metazoa, Nematoda, Chromadorea, Rhabditida, Trichostrongylidae. The record is from the annotation of a GenBank genome assembly.